AUGGCUCUCCCCCCAGAGCAGAUCAAUAUCAAACGGCGACGCGAGGAAGAACCCGUCGAGACGUUGUAUAUCCAAUCAGCCCUCCACCAAACGAAGCGCCGUUUCACGGACUUCGUCUUUCAAAGAGUUCCACUCAAAGCCAGUGAUCUGGACAAUGAAAAUGAAAAUGGCAAUGGCAAUGCAUCUCCCCACCCAGCAGCACAGCGACUCCUCCGCAGCCCACGCUCCGUGAGCAGCCUGCACGUGAACAGACGAGCCAAUGCAACUCAUCAGCCCAUCUCAUCAUUAGCAUCGUCAUCAUCCAGCGGCGUCCCCACUGUCCGGGCUACGUCUCCAGGCGCAGAGAUCCGCGACGCCCAGCGCCGCGCCGCAGCGCAGAAAGACGCCGAUGAGAAGCGCAAGCGUGCUCUGCGUCCAGACUUGCUCCCGAAUGUUCAGCACCCAUCGGCAACGGCGCCUCCGAGCCCAUCGUAUAGCCAUGCGGCAGCAACAGCGGCUAUCACACCCCGGGUUUCACGCUCAGCCCCAGGCUCGGGCCCAGUUUCAACAGAGACAAGCGGUGCUGCAACACCAUCGAGUCGUGCAGCCUCUGUACGCAGAUUCCAGAUCUCGAGAACGAGUUCUCCGGCCCUGGGACUCCGGGGUGCGGGCGGUGUUCAAAAACGACGUGCCGAGGGUUCGCCUGGUGUCGCCGUUCUUGUUGAGCAGCUACAGCGAAACCAGCAUUCGCGAAAGGCGUCCAUGGUUGCGGAUUUAGUUGGAGACUCCCAGGCUCAGGCUGAAGGAAUUGUGGCGGAUCGAGACCAUCCUCUCGCAGACUCAUCAGCAGUCACAGACGACGCGCCAAUCAAGCCGCGCAAAAGACCAGUCGUAAACCAAGCCGAGAAGAAAUGGCGCGAGGAACGCAAAACAGCCGUCUCCGCAGCCAAGUCCCAUCUCGAGGAGACGUUGGAGAAAUCCGCCUGGGCCAAGUCAGCUCAGUCCUGGGACGAGGAGUCUGAGCGGUUGGCGCGGGAGUUUGAAAAGGUUGCGCUGGAGUUAGAGAAUGAUAUGGAGAUUGAUGAUGGUUCUCACGAGGAUACUCGUGCUCAGGCUAGUCCCGCUCGUGCUCCGGCGCCCAAGCCCGAUUAUUCUCGUUUUGCUUCGCCCGCACCCUCUUCAACUAAAUACCAGCCGCGGUUGCCGAAGGAACCUCGUGGUGCGGCGGUGCAGGCACAAGCACCGACACAGCCUACGGAGAAAGGUAUGGCAGAUGCUUCAGCGAAUGUGGAUGCCCAGGCUGUGGAUGACAAUGAUGAUGAUUACGUCUACGAUGUGUAUAUCCGGCGACCGCUGGCCGAGACAGAUAUGCUUAGGAACCCAUUGGCUGAACUCGAGUCCGAUCAACAGUUAAAGGAUCUUGAGGCUUCCCGCGCCGGUGUGGGUGUCAUUGUCAUUACGGCCGAGGAUGAGGAGUAUUGGGAGAAUUUCAUCGAGGAUGACGAGGAAGAGUGGGAUAGUGAGGAUGCUGAUUCGAACGCUGAAAACAAUCCUGCCAAUGAUUACCCCGACGAAGAACUCUCCUCGUCAGACGAGGAAGACGACCCGUCCGCCAUUUACAGUAAAUACCGACGCCACGGCGUGUCUGACGAUGAGGAAUUCGAUAUCAACGAUUCUGGAAGUGAGAGCGGCGCUCGGUUCGGGUCUGCUUUUGGUGGGUAUCGGCAGCGCUACGUCGAUUCUGACGAUGAGAGUAAUUGA
Penicillium manginii is the source of this 1740-nucleotide messenger RNA. RefSeq names its product Iwr1 domain-containing protein. The transcript is spliced from 3 exons. The record is from RefSeq and is a predicted model, not a curated record. Gene Ontology annotation, cellular component: cytoplasm. Gene Ontology annotation, biological process: protein import into nucleus. NCBI's taxonomy places the organism in Eukaryota, Fungi, Ascomycota, Eurotiomycetes, Eurotiales, Aspergillaceae. Bases 1 to 1740 code for a protein of 579 amino acids.